Alternaria triticimaculans is the source of this 375-nucleotide messenger RNA. RefSeq lists its product as uncharacterized. Lineage: Eukaryota; Fungi; Ascomycota; Dothideomycetes; Pleosporales; Pleosporaceae. The record is from RefSeq and is a predicted model, not a curated record. The transcript is spliced from 2 exons. Bases 1 to 375 code for a protein of 124 amino acids.
AUGGCCCCUUCCAAGUUUCUUCGCUCGGGAUUGUCUCCCGCCUCUUCCCAUUUCAACUUGAUACCUCUCGGUAUACUUUACAUUGGAUCGCUACGGUACCACGGCAUGUCUACAACCAGCCUGGCCACCGGCGAUGUAGUCGCUACACUUCCCGAUGGGAACUCAUUCCAAUCAGCCCAGCACGCGACCAUUCCCCACCCCAUCGGCUGCGAAUGCAGUCACUCGCAUAAUGUGCUCGAUACAAGCGCCCCAGCGCAGCUGGCUUCUGACAAAGAUGCGACUGGAACCCAUAUUGCUACCAACAAUGAGCCUGGAGAUAGCAGGAAGCGCCAGAACGAAGUACAUCAAGAAGAACAGGAAGCCGCCAACAAGUAG